This is a messenger RNA of Capronia coronata CBS 617.96, 3945 nucleotides long. RefSeq lists its product as uncharacterized. Gene Ontology annotation, molecular function: ATP binding; nucleic acid binding. The record is from RefSeq and is a predicted model, not a curated record. The coding region runs from base 1 to 3945 and encodes 1314 amino acids. Lineage: Eukaryota; Fungi; Ascomycota; Eurotiomycetes; Chaetothyriales; Herpotrichiellaceae. The transcript is spliced from 4 exons.
AUGCCUCUGAAUCCUCCCCUGCCUGUGGUCCAGGGUAUUCACCUUAUCCCAGCAACAGCGCUGCCAGACAAACUUCGCUCUGUGUUCAAGUUCCAUGUUUUCAACGCGAUUCAAUCCAAGUGUUUCUCAACUGCUUUCAAGACAGAUGACAACAUCGUCGUUUCGGCCCCAACAGGAAGCGGCAAGACAGUUGUCAUGGAGCUUGCCAUUUGCAGACUCAUGGCCAAAUUCCGUGGUGAGGAUUUCAAAAUUAUCUACCAGGCCCCUACCAAGUCACUGUGCUCCGAGAGACACCGAGACUGGCGGGCUAAAUUCGGCGUUCUCGACCUGCAGUGCGCCGAACUCACCGGUGAUACGGAGUCUAGCCACUUGCGAGACGUACAAAGCGCGCACAUAAUCAUUACUACCCCAGAGAAAUGGGAUAGUGUCACUCGGAAAUGGAAAGACCACGCCAGGCUCAUGCAGCUCGUGAAACUGUUCCUGGUUGAUGAAGUCCAUAUUCUCAAGGAGAGUCGCGGUGCAACUCUGGAAGCUGUCGUCUCACGUAUGAAAUCUGUGAGUUCGGAUAUCAGAUUCGUUGCAUUGUCCGCGACGGUUCCAAAUUCGGAAGAUAUUGCCACUUGGUUGGGUAAAAGUCCCACUAAACAGCACUUGCCCGCACAUCGGGAGGUCUUUGGUGAAAGCUUCCGGCCUGUGGUCCUCAAUAAACAUGUAUAUGGCUUCGAAGCUAAAUGCAAUGAUUUUGGUUUGGGGGAGUUAUUGACACCGCACAUACCCAACGUCAUCGCAAAGCAUGGCAAAGGCAAACCUGUGAUGAUUUUCUGUCCUACGCGACGAGCAUGCGUCACUACAGCUAGGAUGCUGGCGGAUUUGUGGACUGGCUCACACUCCUCGCAACGUCUUUGGCGUGGACCGGACAGGCCACUUUCGUUUUCAAAUCCCGAAGUUCGUGCCACCUCCGGAGCUGGUGUCGCCAUUCAUCACGGGGGCCUGACAGCGGAAGAUCGUCGUGGUAUCGAGCAGGCUUUUCUGGAAGGGCAGAUCAACGUCCUCUGCUGCACAUCAACACUGGCUGUGGGUGUGAACCUACCAUGCUACUUGGUAAUCCUCAAAGGAACUACCAGCUGGAACGGCAGUGGUUUCCACGAAUACGCUGAUCUCGAGGUGAUGCAAAUGCUAGGCAGAGCUGGCCGACCGCAGUUUGAGACUUCGGCAUGUGGAGUGAUCCUCACUCGAAAAGAUAAGGUUUCCCAAUACGAACGAAUGGUGUCAGGAGAAGAACUGCUUGAGAGCUGUCUUCACCAGAAUCUGAUCGAACAUCUCAACGCCGAGAUCGGUCUAGGCACUGUACGCGACCUGGAUACGGCAAAGCAAUGGCUGGCGGGCACGUUCAUGUACGUCCGAGUCAUGAAAAAUCCCUCGCAUUACAAACUUAGAGAAGGCGUCGACCAUGACAGCGAGGACGAGCUGUUGGAGCUGUUGUGCGAGCAAAACAUCUCAUUGCUUCGGGAUGCUGGCUUCAUCAACCAGGACCCCCGACUGACCUCGACUGCAUAUGGCGAAGCAAUGGCACGAUAUUGUGUCAGUUUCGACACUAUGAAGUUGUUUGUGGGGUUGCCUCCAAAAGCUAAGACUUCUGAGAUUCUCUCGGUAUUAACGCAAGCACGCGAGUUUCGAGAAGUAAGGAUGCAAGCGGGUGAGAAGUCGUUCUACAAGGAGAUCAAUAAGGCACCAGAGAUCAAAUUCCCCAUCAAGGUUGACAUCGCAUUGCCAGCACACAAAGUCUCGCUUCUAAUCCAGGCCGAGUUGGGGAACGUCGCGAUACCUGACGGCGAGAAUCAUGGAAAACAUCACCAACAGCAUAGGCAUGACAAGUGCACUGUUUUCACACAUGCCAAUCGCCUGAUCCGAUGCAUAAUCGAUUGUCAGACCUACUUGAAGGACGCCAUCUCGACGCGACAGGCCCUAGAGCUCGGUCGCAGCCUCGCUGCCCGAGUUUGGGACAAUACAGCCAGUCAACUCAGACAGAUCGAUGGUCUCGGUGAAGUAUCUGUUCGAAAACUGGCUUCAGCCUCGAUUAACAGCAUCGAGACAUUGCUGAAUACCGAGCCUUCCCGCCUUGACCUGGUUCUGGGAAAGAAUCCCCCAUUCGGUCGUGAACUCCUCAAGAAGCUUGAGAGCUUUCCAAACCUGAGAGUGUCCGUCAAGGAGACCGGCCGAGAACUCCAGCCUGGUAGGGGUGUGGUAAUCAACUUUGUCGCGGACAUUGGUUUCUUGAACAUCGCACCACCGAGGAGCUUUAGGAAGAAGCACCACCUAUAUGUCUGCUUCUUGGCAGAAACAGCUGAUGGUGACCUUCUCGACUUCCGCAAGAUCAGUGCAAAGAAGGUGGGCGAGGGUGAGGAGAUAUCUCUCACCACGCAGCUCACAAAGCCUACCAGUCAUUUGAAUUGCUAUGUCAUGUGUGAUGAUAUCGCCGGGACCAGCAAAUAUGCCGAGCUACGUCUAUCAGGAAUUCCAGACUCAAUCUACCCUGGCCCUCGGCAUUUAGAAGACGUGACGCCAAAGUCCACAGCUACUUCGAGCCGAAAUCGUCAAAACGCAAGUGCCUGGGACGACGAAUUCGAUGACGGUGGAAUCAACGAUCAAGAUCUUCUGUCGCUUGAAGCGCAUGCAGACGACAUCGAAGUUAUUGAAGACCUCGACGCUAUUCUGGCUGAAGAAAGCAGGCGCCAAAAAAAGUCUACCAAGGCGUCCCCGACUGUGACUCCUCAGGUAAAACAUGAACUUAUCGAGGACGCUGAUCACACUGCGCAUCGAGAACCAACACGUCUCAGAAACGGUCGUUGGACUUGCCAGCACGAUUGUGAAGAACGCGGUAGGAAGUGCAAGCACAAAUGCUGUGCGGAAGGAGUGGCCAAGCCCAGACGCCGGCCCAAGGCCGAAUCCAAGUGCAAAGCCGUAGAAAAGGUUCAAACGACAUUGAGAAACGUGACGACCGCCGGGAAGGCAAAAGCAAAUCCCAACUUGCAAAAUACAAACGUCUCGGCGAAAUCGCAGAAGUCCACACAAAGAAGUGACUACAGCGAGACUACCUCAAUGAGAGGCAAGGAAGAUUCGGCGGAACCAGCACGUAAGAGAACAAAAUAUUCUGCCGAGCCAGAGUCCGACGAUGGCCAUCUUGAACAACCAAGCCGUCUGCAGCGGGUUGACGGCACUAAAGAACCCAGCCCAGAGGUCGAGCUGUCUAACAACCGAGAGAGCCUAUCGAAUGUGGAAGAUGGCAACAUUAUGAACGGAGACAACACCCCUUUUGAUCCGAUUCCCAGCGACGCGUGUCCAGUGGAUGCCGACCUUCCCAGCAGAGAGGCGUCUAUCUCCCAUGAAGAGGGCAUAACGCCCGUCAUUCAGCGAGGAGCCGAGGAUACCUGGUCCGGACAGGACUGCUUCCCUGACUUCUUAACUUCGGAAUUUGAUCUCGGUGGUUUCGAACCACCACUUGAGCAUGUUGCAAUGUCCGAUGUGCAGAGACCUUCCAAAGGGCUGUUUAUCACGGGAUUCAGCAGCAGUCCAGUCAAACCCUCCAUCGAGAACACCGUUCCAGACGAUAGAGCAGAUGAUGCGUCCGAAAUGGCGGUGGAUCGCGCUUACCCUUCGAUUGGGUCAAUUGAUAUCACAUCAAACAUCGGCUACCGAGUCGAUCUGCUGGGUAAGAGUUUGACGGGAUCCGACCCAGGGACUCCCACCGAGAUCACGGCGGAGACCCCGGAAAGAACAGAACUGCCAGCGAUCACAGUGCCAAAAGAGCGAGUUGCUGUAAGCAUGCCACAAGAGGGCCAGGCAGACCGUCAACAACAGAUGCACGAUGAAGAUCAGAAGAAGAAAUGGGAGGGUGUUGACCAGUGGAUUUAUGAUGCAUUCCAUGAGUACGUUGAGCUUGUUUGA